Molecule: messenger RNA, 5025 nt
Organism: Caenorhabditis remanei
Lineage: Eukaryota; Metazoa; Nematoda; Chromadorea; Rhabditida; Rhabditidae
Exons: 16
Coding region: 1-5025 (1674 amino acids)
Biological process (GO): cGMP biosynthetic process; receptor guanylyl cyclase signaling pathway; intracellular signal transduction
Molecular function (GO): peptide receptor activity; guanylate cyclase activity; ATP binding
Source: RefSeq, a predicted model, not a curated record
AUGUGGCCGACAAGUGUCGAAGCUCUCCGGUUCUACCACACAUUCGCCUUUUCACCGGGACGACAGCAACUGAUUGAAUUAUCGGUUGUUCUUCUGAUUUCCACGUUAUGUGUGACGUCAUCAAAUGCAGAUGCAAUACCAGCUCCUUCUCCAGAAGCCUCUUUGGGUGCAGGAGCGAAUCCGUUCCUGUUGGAGUCAUUGGUCAAAAGGUUACCCAAAAAAGGAGACAAACGAGAAAUUCUAAUCAGUUACCUGGCAGCAGUUCCUACAUUAAUGGGCGAAAUCGAUCAAUAUCUGCUCAAUCUAUCCGCUUCCAAUUCUGCCCAAAAUUCCUCAAAAGAUCGAGAGAGUUUCUCCAAAAAACUGAAUCAAAUCGUGCACUGUCUAACUACUGAUGCAUAUGUUUCUGUUGUUUCUGGUGCUCUUGUAGCUGCAAUCGUAGAAAUUAAUCAAGAUUCAACAAUUAUUCCGGAUUACCAAUUGAAAUAUGUUUUUGGAAACACUUGUGGAAAUGAUUCUCAUAGUACUCGUUUAUUCAUGGAACACUGGCAAGCAGGAGCACGUGUAUUUAUUGGUCCCGAGAAGAAUUGCAAGACGGAAGCAGCUAUGGCCGCUUCUCAGAAUCUUCCAAUCAUCAGUUAUCGGUGUAACGAUCAAGAUAUCUCUCGUGAUGAUUACCAUUACCGUACUUUCGCACGUACUGUUCCACCAGCAGGAGAGAUUUUCAAAGCAUUCAUGGCUCUAAUGAAAGAAUACAAUUGGAGGAAGUUCUCAGUUGUCUACGAUGUCAAGAAAGGUCAAUCAAGAAAUGAACUUUUUGAAACACUGAAGAGAAUGAUGGAGACUGAAAACAAGUUCGAAGAGUAUAAGUUUGAAAUCAUGAAUGUUUCAAAACUGGAAUUCUCGAAAAUGGAUAUAAGUAGUCCACAGGAUAUUCAAAGUGUCGAAGAUGCAAUCACAUCAACCAUGAAGACAACCAGAAUUUAUCUAACCUUUGACAAUGUCCGACUUUUCCGUACAAUGUUAUCAAUAAUGGGAGAAUUGGGACUGACUGAACAGGGAUACAUGUUGAUUUAUGUGGACACUAACUACGAUUGGCUCAAUGUAUAUCAUGCAAUGAACAAUCACUUCCUGAGAAAUACCAUGACAUACUUGCAUCAUUCGUGGGACGCCAAUAACUCAUCAGAUCGUAAAAUGCUAGACUAUGCGAAAAGUGCUCUUUCCAUUAUUCCAACCCCAGUCAAAUUAAACAGUCAACGAUUUUAUAACUUCUGGAAAAAAGCCGGUGAUUACAUGCAUCAUUUUGGAGUUCAGAAGACUGACAAUUUAAAGGGAAAUCGAAUUGCCUGCUACCUUUACGAUGCAGUUUAUUUGUAUGCAAGAGCAAUUCAUGAACUGGUUGAGGAGUACGGUAGUGAUGAAUCAUAUGAUCCCACAGCUGAUGGAAAGGCAAUUAUCGACAGGAUAGUCAACAAAAAGUAUAGAAGUAUCCAAGGUUUCGACAUGAGAAUCGAUGAACGAGGAAACUCGAAAGGAAAUUUCUCUCUUUUGAGCUGGCAAGAAGUAACAUCAGUUGAUAAUAAAUCAGAUCCCAAGUACUAUCCACUGAAUCACGCCCUCGAUUUGACAGCCAUAUUUGUGGAAGCUCCUGAUAAAGAUCGUCUUCCGAUACUUCAAUUCAAGUCACCGAUGAUUAUUUGGCCGAACGGAAUUCCACCUCUUGAUGAACCAAAUUGUGGUUUCCAUGGAGAAAAUUGUCGGCAGAAAGGAGUAUUCAGUUAUGUAACCUUCAUUGUCAUGGUACUCAUUGCAAUUUUCUGUUUAAUCCUCACUGGUUUUACCUUGAACCUUCUCCGAAGUCGUCGUUUCGAGAAAGAAUUAUCGAUGAUUUGGAAGAUUGAUCCAUACGAAGUUCGUCGAGUGGUCGGAGCAGUGAACAACGAAUCGACUGCUUCCCUGAUGCAAUCAGAUGUGAUGCAAUUCGCCAAAACGAAGAUGCCUUGGUGGAGUAAAGCACCGAUUCAAGGAACUGGAAUGCGGGGACUUGCUUCGUACAAAGGGACUCUUGUUGGAUUGAAAGACUUUAUGUAUAACAGGAAGCCGAAAGAACUGACUCGUGAAGCGAAAAAGGAGUUGAGAGCAAUGCGUCAACUGGCUCAUCCGAAUGUGAACAACUUCCUUGGAAUUAUCGUUUGUCAACAAUGUGUUACCGUAGUCCGAGAGUAUUGUUCGAAAGGAUCACUAAACGAUAUUCUGAGAAAUGAGAAUCUGAAAUUGGAUCAUAUGUAUGUGGCUUCGUUUGUAGAUGAUUUGGUGAAGGGGAUGGUUUAUAUUCAUGAUUCCGAGCUGAAAAUGCAUGGAAAUCUGAAAUCAACCAACUGUCUCAUAACAUCUCGAUGGACCCUUCAAAUUGCUGAUUUCGGAUUACGAGAACUUCGUGACGGAAUUUUGUACGACAGCAAUUAUAAUAUCUGGGAAAACUUCUUAUGGACUGCUCCAGAAGGUAUGACGAUCAACGGAAUGACUCCCCUGAUGAAUCCACCAAGUCCAAAAGCUGAUGUUUACUCAUUCGGCAUCAUCUUUCAUGAGAUUUUCACAAGGGAAGGACCGUAUAAAAUCUAUGUUCAACGAGGAGAUGUGAACGGAGAAGGAGUACCGAAGAAAGAUAGUGUUGAGUGCAGAGCAUUGGUGGAGAAGACAGUUCGACGUGUCUACAGUGAUCCAUAUUUCCGUCCGGAUACUUCUGAUCUCGAAGUUCAAAACUAUGUGAAAGAAGUGAUGGCUGGAUGCUGGCAUCAUGAUCCAAGUCAACGACCGGAAUUCAAGUCAAUCAAAAACAAAUUGAAACCUCUCUUCCAUCAAAUUUACAAACAAAACAUCAUGGAUCAUAUGGUUUUGAUGAUGGAGAAAUAUCAAACACAACUUGAAGAUCUCGUUGAUGAGAGAACAAUUGAACUGAAAGAUGAACAACGGAGAAGUCAGCACCUUCUUCAAAGAAUGCUUCCAAGUUCAGUAGCAGAACAACUACUGGCUGGACAAGAUGUGAUUCCAGAAGCAUUCCCACCUGUGACUAUCUAUUUCUCUGAUAUUGUCGGGUUCACAACGAUUUCUGGAGAAUCGACUCCAAUGGAAGUGGUCACUUUCCUUAAUAAGCUUUACACUCUAUUUGAUAGCAUAAUUCGACGGUACGACGUUUACAAAGUGGAGACGAUUGGUGACGCCUACAUGGUCGUAUCUGGAGUUCCGCAGUACAAAACAAUGGAAUAUCAUGCUGAGCAGAUUGCAAUGAUGGCUAUUCAUAUUCUAUCAGCUGUCAGAACAUUCUCGAUUCCUCAUCGGACAGGAGAACAACUAAUGAUUCGAAUUGGAAUGCAUACGGGUCCUUGCGUUGCUGGAGUUGUCGGAAAAACUAUGCCAAGAUACACAUUAUUCGGAGAUACAGUCAAUACAGCAUCUCGAAUGGAAAGUAACGGAGAAGCACUCAGAAUUCAUUGCUCUUCUUCAACUCAGAAAGUGCUUGCAUCUAUUGAUCAAGGCUUUUUGUUAGAAGAACGAGGAACAAUGGCAAUCAAGGGAAAAGGACAGAUGACAACAUAUUGGUUGAAUGGAAGAGCUGGAUACGAAUUCACAGAUACCAUCGAGGAUAAAAUGGUUGUUCCGGAUAUCUUCCCUCGUCCAAAUCUGAAGAAUCGAGGAUCUAGUUGGGGUGUCAAUCGUGAAUCAUCGUUGUCUUUGGCUACUGAAAAGAGCAGUCAAAUAAUGAAAAGACAAUCAGCUGCAUUGGUUCGGACGAAUCACGAUGUGAUAUAUUACAAUCAACCAUUGAAUAGUGGUGGAUUCACUUCACGGGGCACUUCUAACCGAGAAAUGCCAAAACUUUAUGAAGAAGAUCGAGAAAGUUUAAUCAAUCAAUCGGCAUCUUUGUUCGGAUCGAAAAAUUCUGGAAGAAAAAAAAGCAACGCCUCGAAGUACAACGGAUUCAGUGCAUCUAGAAUUUUCGCAUCCACUAUAUCGAAUGCAUCCUCUUCUCGACCAUCUCGUCCAUCAACUUUUGACCAUGAUACCUUGGCUCUCCGAAAACGAUCAACCUCACUUCCAGACGGAGAGAAAUUGAAUUUAGAAUUCAUUGACGUACCAAAUAUUGCCAACAAUUCUGUCCCAGCUAUUCCUAAUAAUUUGGAAGAUCUGGAGCCAUCAUUCCGACGAGCAAGUAUUCUUGAUGGAUACAGUUCCCAAUCUGAUUCACCGUCUCAAAGUCAAUAUCCAUCAUAUCGAGAUUUGACAACAGCUCCCCAUCAAAGGAAACGGGGAAUAGUCACCGUUUUCCCAACACGCAAACGUUCUUUGUCAUGUGGAGAUGCAGUUCCUGUGAAAGUAAACGAGAAUGGAACAUCAGGAGCAAUAACAACUGCUGCUUCACCGAGACCCACCUCUAGAACAUUGGAUGGAACAAUGAAAUUGGCUGCAAGGGCUUCAAGUCCAGAUGAAAUCAUUUUCCAGGAAGACGAUGAGCAUGCUCUAAUUGACAAUGACUCGUUCUUAACAACAUCAAACAGUGAUCCCAAGAAGGAAGAUGGACUCAGAUCUUGUCCCCAACCACGGAGGAAAAACAAGCAUUUGUUCCUCCGUGAUCCAUCCCCACUAGCAAAAAGAAUACGAGAUGCAUCGCCAUUUGGAAAGAAAAAGCCGUUUUGGAAUUCGAAUAAAAGCAACGAGCACACUUCGUCCCCGGCAGAUUCGAUUUCCCGACUAUUCCGUCGGUUUCGGAGUGGUGGAAAUGGUAAUGAGUAUGCUGAUUUGAAUCAUUACGAUGAAGAAGAUCUUGGAAGUGGAGUAUACGAAAUGGAAGAGAUAACUGGAGCACAGAAACAUGAAUUCACUAAUGGAACAAGAACAAAUCGUUCAGUCUCGUGUUCUCCAGUUGAUGAUUGUGGUACUUUAACAGACAAUUCGGAGCCUCUUCUCUCAAUUCCAUCAUCCUCAGUCGGAGAUUCUUCUAUCUCAACGUCACUUUCUUGUUCAUAA